AUUGUAAACAGCGCCAUUGUUGUGUUUGACGCAAACUUGAAUUCUCCAGUGAGGGAAACAAAUCAUCCGCACGUGUUUGAAUGAGUGUGUUUGUGUCUGCUAGCGAGAUUCUGACCGAAACAACAGGAGGUGCUACAAAACAAAUGUUAUUGUUGACUAGCUAGCUAGCUGCUAGCUGGGCUCGCGCUGUGGAAGGGAAACACUCAUGUAACGCUACUGUUGAGAAGAAGACUGCUUCGCUACGUCGAUGGAGACGAAGUACCCCACCCUGAGGCGACCAAAGAGGAAGCUCUGCUACCUUACAAACAAAGACAGUGGGUCUAAAAAAUGGACGGGGAACAUGACACUUGGAGAUGUUGAUAAGAUGUUUGAUGACUUAGAUUCACCCUCACGCGACGAUAGCCUGUUGUCCACUUCUCCUCUAAUCCAGACCACUGAUACCAGGACACCACACAGUGACAGAGUGGUUUCACCAGCUCCAGAGGAGGGACACCAAUCUAAAAAACUCCCACCAUGCGAAAAGGGUCCUGAAGGAGCUGCCCAUCCUGCCAUUAGGUCACCCAGUCCUCAACUUGACAUAGUUUCAGACUUAUUUAAACUGCAUGAGCCAGUGAAGACAUCCAGCCCUAUUGAAGAAAUUGUGAGUGCAGUGUAUGUAGAAGAGGAGAAGAAUGAUGGAAAACAAGUUGUGUCUCCAAUCCUCUUUGACUGUGGAGAGGAAGAAAAAGAGGAGGCACAGGUGCAGCCGCCAACCAUCCAAGAACCCCAGGUCAAUGGGCACGUAACCGAAAUAAUUGGGGACACUGGUUUGGAUACGCCUCCAAGCAAACUUGCUUUUAAAAGACCCAGGGUGUCUACUCACAAAAACAAGGUGGACGCGUUAUGCAAAGACAGUCAGCCAGUCACAGAAAAAACACACAAGAAACCACAAACAGCCGUUUCCAAGUGCAAAAGAAAAACAAAGAGACAAGAAAGCACAGACAAGCCUGUUGGAGCAGUGACAAGGGAGCCUGAACUCGCAGCUCCUGACAAACAGUCAACUAGUGUUCACAGUCAGUCUCUGGGUGAGACGUCAACCCGCGUGGGAAUCGACAUGUCAGCGUUUCUACAGAAGCUCAGAGAUGCUGGACAGUCCAAACCUGCAUGUGGCAGGAAGUCGCUGACACCAGUUAAAGUUCCUCCUCCUCCCGAGCCAGAGGACGAUUUCCUGAUUUUGGAGGAUGAUGCACCUCUGUGGUUCACCAUCCCGAGUAAAACUGCCACAAGUAAGAAACGGAAGCAGAGCAGAACUGACAGCUCGGACAAAGACAGCUCAACAGACAAGGCAUCAAAGGACAGUCCGCAGGAGACUGGCCAAAAAGAGGUGGAAUCAGAAAAGGGCGAACUGGGAAUUCAUCCUAUCGAUCUGUCAACAAAGAGGAAGAAAAGGCCAGAGAAGAUGAAUAAAGUGACUGGGCCUGAAAAUGAUAAGCAUGAAUUGACCACUCCUGAAGAUCUUCCCGCGACUUCCGGUGACUCGAAGGAACAAGAGAAGCCAAAUAAAAAGAAACGGCAACAACUCAAGAAGAUUCCAUCGAAAGAGAGCGAAAAGGAAGAGGAGGAACCUAAAGACAUGGCAAGCAGGAAAACGGUUAAAGAAAAACUCUCUCAGACAACAGAGAAGAAGAAAAGCGCGAAGGCUUCAGAAGAUGUGAAAGAAGUGGCCAAGGCGAACACGGCGAAAUCAUUAAAGCGGACCAGGAAAGUGACGAAGAGCACCGAAGACAUAAAGGAGACAGCGGGUGACGAGGCUGGGAAGGAACAAAGUCAAGAUGAAAGCAAAGCGAAACCAGGAAAUGUUGAAGACUUGGGUUCUCUGUCAGACAAACAAAUGAUGAGUUCUGACGCACAAACGGACAACAAACUGCCCACUGUGACUGCAUCGAGUUUGUCUGAAGAAAGUCCAAUCCUUGGAAAAAGGAAAAGAAAACCAAUUGGACAGUGGUGGAUGAGCUCUACUGAGAGCACAGAGGAAACCAAGGUCCCAGACAACAACCUCACGGACAAGAGGUCCAAACAGCCUGGUAAAGAGCCCAGCGCAGCAGAAGCUUCACCUGUAAAGACUAAGAAGGUCAAAGUUUUAAAGAAAACAAAUCAGAAACGGCCUGUAACGUCGACCAAUCAGAGCACAACUAAAGGCAAAGUGAAGAAAACAAGACAAAACAAAAACAGACCUGCAGGAGGAGACGCACCAAACAAAAUGGGAGCGACAGAUGAGGUGUUACCGACGGACACGGAGCAGAUUGAAGCACAGCAGCAUCAGCCAGAGGAGGAGGAGGUCCUGGAUCAAGACCAGGAUUGUGGGCAGUCUAGCCCUAUGUGCUUUCAAGAGAGAGACAUCAAUCAUAGCUCAGGGCAGCAGGUAUUUCAGAAAGUCUACCAUAAUGUCUCUGAGAAAAUGUCUGACCCUUCAGCAUCUGUCUCUCCCAGAGGACCUCAGGAGCAUCUCAGGGCAGAAGAUCCAGAGAAACGGAACAGGAAACCUCCCGGUAACUGGUGGACGACGAAUGGCAUGUCUGAGGAGGUGGAGAACGUCUCCACAAAUCCUCAGCAGCUUAAACCAAAGGAGUCCAAAUCUCUUAAAAAGAGAAAAAAACUUUCCAAACAGAAAACGAGUCGAUCUCCUGGACUUAAAACUCCCAAAAAAGGCAAGAUGGUGGUCGCCUCCAAAACACCAGGGGGAGCUGAUGUGCCUCUGCUGCAACCAAAGCAAAUGUUCGCUCCAAAAACCAUCAGACGCACUCUGUAUACGUUUAAAGACAUUUUCACGUCGGCGUCAGAGACCCCGACUGUGGUUAGCAACAGACACACAGGUCACGGUAACAGAUGUGAACCUGCAGAGGUUUCUGUCGUUCAGCAUGUUACAUUCACUCCGACUGAUAAAGACACACACAGUGUGGAUGCUGGCGAAUUCAGGAGCCCUGAGAACAGCCCCCCCACACAUGAUACCCCACAGGACGGCAGCUGUCAGCCAGAGAACACGUUAAAAGACCUGAGAAGUGGACCGUCCUCUAUGAUUGAGGUUCAAGAGUAUGAGAACUUGAGUCUGCACCCAUCCAGCGUCCGGGGUGAGCUCUCUGUGUUGGAUCUCUGCGCUCCUCCUCUCAAACCGCUGGUCCUGCAGCCGGAGGACAAGGCCGACCUGAGGGAGAUGUUUAAGACACUCUGGCCUUCCACUGACGCCGACGACGGUGAGAUCUCUCCGGAUCAAUUUGACUGGUACUUCUAUCAAGGCAAGGUGUGUGGCUUCCAGGUGGAUUUGAACUGUAGCUCCAUCUGUAAUGGAAAGAUUCUGCUGGGCUCCUACAUGAAGAAACCUCUGUGGGUGGAUCACAGCGCCACCACGGUUUUUAACAUAUUAACAAGCUCUGUUGCUGUAACCAUUGAUGGCAGGAAGUCACACUUCCACCCAGGACAAGCCUUCAUGGUGCAGAGUGGACACGCCUACAGCAUAAACAACAUCACCGCUCAGCCUGCAGUUCUCUACUUCACCAGGAUAUUAGCUGACAGCUCGGAAUGAAGUCACAUGUUCCUUUCAAAUGACCAGAUGCCUUAGGACGUUCAAACCAGACUGGAGCUGUGGGACUUUACUUUGUAUUUAAACGUACUCACAUUUUGUAUUGAAAAUGAAACUGAAGAUGUAAAUAGAAGAAAAAAGGCUGUAAUUUUUUUUUAUGUUCUUAAAGUUAGCUGUGCUCCAAGCAUUUGAUAAAAGACAUUGAAAAUGAUUUGUAAAUAAAAUCAUAGUUGUUUUUGUUA
Messenger RNA from Platichthys flesus (European flounder), 3798 nucleotides. RefSeq lists its product as uncharacterized. The record is from RefSeq and is a predicted model, not a curated record. The transcript has 17 exons. The coding region runs from base 248 to 3559 and encodes 1103 amino acids. NCBI's taxonomy places the organism in Eukaryota, Metazoa, Chordata, Actinopteri, Pleuronectiformes, Pleuronectidae.